AUGAUAAUCCUCAAGCGAGCUGCUUUCGGCAGCUCCUUGUCCACCUGCUGCAAGAAUGCGGCGACAACCCGCGCCUUCGCCGUCCGCCAAUUCACAGUUUCCUCGCGCAGAGAAUCCAAGAUCGGGGGGAUGGUCCUCUCAAUACCGCCAGAAGUGACAUUUGAUGUCCUACCACCGACUCUUCGGAAAGGGAAAUAUGCAGACCUUGAAAAACCAUUUAAUGCUGUUAUCAAAGGACCAUUAGGUGAAUUGUCCAUGGAAAUCCCCACAUUCGUCGCGAUAGAACGGUCAGAAGACGGAGGCGCAGUGACCGUAUCCGUCGAGGAUCGCAAAGUCCGUCAUCAACGGGAGAUGUGGGGAACCACGCGAGCAUACCUACAAAAUCACAUAUUGGGAGUCUCCGAAGGCCACACAGCGAUUCUGCGCUUCGUGGGUGUAGGAUACCGCUCUUCUAUCGAACCUACCGCGACCACGGUAUCCUCAGAAUACCCAGGACAACAGUUCGUCAACCUCAAGGUUGGGUUCUCUCAUCCGGUCGAGCUUGGAAUACCCAAAGGCGUCAAAGCGAGCACACCCCAACCUACACGAUUGCUAUUGGAAGGGAUUGAGAAGGAGGUGGUCAUGUCAUUUGCGGCGAAGAUACGGAAAUGGCGGCCGCCAGAGCCAUAUAAAGGGAAAGGAAUAUUUGUGAACGGGGAGACGAUUCGUCUCAAGGCGAAGAAGAUUAAGUAA
This is a messenger RNA of Eremomyces bilateralis CBS 781.70, 732 nucleotides long. Its product is annotated as ribosomal protein L6. Gene Ontology annotation, biological process: translation. The record is from RefSeq and is a predicted model, not a curated record. Gene Ontology annotation, molecular function: structural constituent of ribosome; rRNA binding. The coding region runs from base 1 to 732 and encodes 243 amino acids. The transcript is spliced from 3 exons. Gene Ontology annotation, cellular component: mitochondrial large ribosomal subunit; ribosome. Lineage: Eukaryota; Fungi; Ascomycota; Dothideomycetes; Eremomycetales; Eremomycetaceae.